CAUAGCAGAGGGGGAGGAGUUAGUGUGUGUGUGUGUGAGGGGGGUCAUUACAACAAAUGUGUCCCUGACUGAAGUAGUCCAAUUUCCGCCCCACAGCCGUCCGCAGCAUCUACCAAAGGACGCAUUUAAUGGGACUCGAAUCUUCAUUUUCAACUCUUACGUGACUGUCACGUUCCAGCUGGACUCCGCAAGCCGCCCAUGGUAAUUGUAUUACAUGACUGAGGAUUUUGUACAAACUGCAAGCUAGUGCGCUUGAGUAGUGUCCCACCAAAGAUAACUAACGACAGAAAGAUGGAUGUUCACUUUCCCACUAGUAGUAUCUUGUCCAUUGUCCUUCAAGCGCUCUUGUUGUCGUCUUCAUAUGGUUCGUUGGAGCCCUACGACCUUUUAUACAAUAAUGCCGUCGACGCCUUUUACAGAAGUGACUAUAAAGAUGUAGUGCGAUACAUGGAGGGAGCGCUCAGCAGCUACGCAGAGGUCCGCCAGACUAAAGUCCGAUGUCGACUGAGGUGCCAGGACCAGCACCCGUUUGACUCUGUUUCCAUGGACCUGCAGUUCUUUGACGUGGUUCUCCGAAGAUCAAAUUGUCAAAACGAGUGCAUCGAAGAGAAGGUUGGAACGCAGUCCAUGCACAAAGUCAGCGAGGAUGUCAACCAGGAUUUCCAGAGACGAAUCCCGUACAACUAUCUUCAGUUGGCGUAUCAGAAGCUGAAGCAGUUGGACAAGGCAGCGGCGGCGGCCCACACCUAUUUCCAGGCCAACCCAGAGCAUGUGGAAAUGGAUCAGAACUUAGAGCAGUACAAGGCUCUGGAGGGAUCCGACCAGGACCACUUUGUGGACAGAGAGGCCCGGCCUCAUCAGAGGUCCUUCUCAGCCGGGGUGAAGCUGUAUGACACUGCAGACUACAAGGGUGCCAUCGCCCUGUUCGAGGAGGCCCUCCAGGAGUACUACAGGGCCGACGUGGAGUGUCGGGCCCUCUGCCAUGGGCCCCAGAGGUUCGAGGAGCAGGACCAUGUCCUCUACCGCUACAGCCUAUACGAACUGGUCUCAGACCACUUCACCCAGGCGCUGCACUGUGAACACGAGUGUGUGAGGGACCUGUCGACCCGGCCCGGCCGUCUGUCUCCCAUGGAGAACUACCUGCCUCUACACUACGACUACCUGCAGUUUGCCUACUUCCAGAUGAACAUGGUGGAGGAGGCGAUGGAGUGUGCCAAGUCCUACCUGCUGUUCCACGAGGGGGAGGAGUUUAUGACGGAGAACGUGGACUACUACAGAGAGGCCGUGGGCCACGACGUCAAGCCCCGGGAGAAGGCCGAGUGGUACCUGAGACGCCAUAAGCAGGAGCUGGAGCUACUAGUGAUUGGCAGUGAGAACAUGCACGUGGAAUUUACAGAGGGGCAUUACUGGACCAGCUCAGGUGGAAGAGAGGAUUCGAACAGGAUCCCCUCUGGUACCGAUGGAUGGAUGGAGUAUGUACCCAUCUCAGAGAAGAAGAACUUCACUCUGGCCCCACCACAGAAGCUCAGAGAAGGAGGGCCCUUGGUGUAUGACAGUGUGCAGCUGGUCCAGAACUCAAAGGCCCUGAACGGAACUCAGAGGGUUCUUCUGGAUGAUGUCAUAUCUGUGGACGAGUGUGCCGAGCUCACAAACCUGGCCCAUACUGUCACUAUGGCAGGAGACGGAUACCGAGGGAAGAUGUCUCCUCACACGCCCAACGAGAGGUUUGAGGGAGCCACUGUGCUGAAAACACUGCAGUACGGCUACGAGGGCCGUGUCCCAUUGAGAAGCGCUCGUCUGUUCUAUGAUGCCAGUGAGAGGGCCAGACGCAUCAUCGAGUCCUACUUCCUGCUCAACUCGACGCUCCACUUCUCCUACACACACCUGGUGUGCCGGACCGCAAUCACAGGGCAACAGGACCAUAGAAAUGACCUGAGCCAUCCCAUCCACGCUGACAACUGUCUGUUAGACCCAGAGGCCAACGAGUGCUGGAAAGAACCACCAGCCUACACCUACAGAGACUACAGUGCUCUGCUGUACCUGAAUGGAGACUUUGAGGGAGGAGAGUUCAUCUUCACAGAAAUGGACGCCAAAACAGUCACAGCACAGGUGAAGCCAAAGUGUGGUCGUAUGGUGGGGUUCUCGUCUGGCGGGGAGAACCCCCAUGGCGUGAGGGCCGUCACCAGGGGGCAGAGGUGUGCCGUGGCCCUGUGGUUCACCCUGGACCCCCUCUUCAGAGAACUGGAGCGCCUGCAGGCAGAUGAGGUGAUGCAGGCGUUGGACAACCAGAGCAGCCAAUCACAGUGGGACACAAGCCUCAACAUCAACCCCAAAGACGAGCUGUAGUAGUCCGCCGGCCCCCAGCCCAGCACCCCCCAAAUCUUUAUAUCUAUCUAUUUAUUUAAUGAAGUUUGGAUCAGAACAAUUUUAUUUUUGUACUGUUUGAAGUGCAAGGUUAUAUAGUUGUUUGUGUUGCCGUCGUGGCAUUUAGUCUGUUGUUGUGAUUUUUUUCUCCUUCUGUACAUACCAGUACUUGAGUUCGCGUUUGGGUCUUUGUUUUUCUUUCCAUUGACUCUCUCUCUCUCUCUCUCUCUCUGUUGGGGUGAAACCCAGUCAUUGUGCCUCACACUUUAUAAGGUCCAGUUGACUUUGUGACGACUUUAUAAGGUCCAGUUGACUUUAUAAGGUCCAGUUGACUUUGUGAUGACUUUAUAAGGUCCAGUUCACUUUGCGAUGACUUAAAAUGCUCAGUUCCCUUUGUGAUGACUUUGUGUAGUGUGCGGGUGUGCGCGCGCACAAGGUUGUUACAACACAGACCUGUCAUACAUAUGAACAGUUCUUACUGCACUGUGAUCAAGCGAAAGAGAAGAACAGCAGUCGACAUUGCCGUUCUCUUGUUAUAGAAAAGACAACGGGCUGUUUAUAACGUUUCAAACAUGAACUCAUAAAACAAAUCGGCCGUGGGAUUAUCUCCUUCGGGCGGUGUAAACACAGUUGAUAUGUUUCAUCUACUUAUUCACUGAAACAUUGGCUGGAGUAUAUGCAUUCACCGAGAGAAAGAGGUCAGGCUUUUCUUUACAAACAGGGAGCUGUAAAUCCCUUUCGGUGACUGACAACGAUGACUGAACUGAUCUGUCACUAUUUUCCCGUGCACUUUCUUCUCGUUUGUGGUGUGGUGAAGAGACACCGUUUUCGUGACUCACAUCCCUCCCUAGCUCUGGUCCAUGGCGUUAGCAAGCCUUACUAACGCCUUGGACCAGAGCUAAUCCCUCCCGUCAAUUGCAAUCAAACGCCGAGCAAGAUAACUGUUUACAAGUUAGCUGACACACGGGCAUGGAGUGUGUUUUGUUGUUGUUGUGUGUUUUACGUGUCUGUUUUUAAGAUAGACAGCUGCUAUUGCAAUUGUCGGCAUUUGAUAUUAGAAGCUUUUUAAUAAAAGAUGUCAUUUAUUCCUGUUUAAAGGAAUUCCUAUUUUAAGGUGGCUUAUAGGUGUCCUUUCCUUUCGAAACUUCCUCAUUUCCUGGGUCAAAAUAGACAGACAGGCACACACACUGUUAAAAUUCAAUGGAAAGAACGUGCCUUGUGUACUAUGAUAUUUCAAUGAUUACAACUGCUAACUAUACGUAACUUAUGCAUUUUAAGUUAGAUUAGGGGUUUUAUCUUAUCUUUUGAUAGGGAGGAUGGCCACUCACUAAUAUUUAAAUAUAAAUUGCUGUAGCACAAACAAAUUGUUGUAUCCAUCUAUUUUGUUGUUAAUGUGUACUUAUAAAUUAAAAAGACAAUAUUUCAAUAAAUAACUUAAACCGUGUCCUUUAUUAUUUGGGAACUUGUAAAUUGUUUACAAUUUGAACACAUUGUCUAUAGGUUCAGUUGUAAACCAACAUCAUUUCAUGUAGUGGUUUUACAAAAAUGUAUUUGAAAAUCUAUACAUGAAUAUGACGAUAAGUAAAUCGAUCUUACAUAUCAAGAUAAACAUAGAGGUGAAUUAUGCAUAGUACUGACUGUUCCAACUCAGACUUGUCUAAUUACAAACGAUGUAUGCCGUAUCAAACCAUCGUUCUUUUUAAAUCUCUUAGCAUCUAUAGUAAGUGCAUUGUCUCAAAUCAGAUAGCCGUGGGAAAUAGGGGUGCUCCAGCACCCACUGAGAAAUCCGGAAAAAAUGCACACACCCAAAAAAAUCUUCGCAGCACCCCCACCCUCAAAACAUCUUCAGAAUGAAGCCGUAGAAUGACGCCCUCGGACGGAAGACAAUGUGGUCGGCGUAGAUGCCACUACUACAAAGGACCUAACUUAAGAUAGAUUUAAGAAUAAACUUAAAAACACUCGGUGACAAACGGUUUAUAAAGGCAUUGUGGUAACAGUGGCAAUAUGGGCUACCCACACCGAGACGACCUACUAGCACUGCAGGCAUUGGUGAGCUCAAUGUCUUCUAGUAGGCUAGGUUAAAGUGCAUCAGCAACAGAGAGGAGGCUGUUGACAAUGUAGAGAACAAGUGCCAGUAGACCUAUGAUCACAUUCUGUAUAUAUAUUUGUCGUCGCACAGCUAUUGAGCCAGUCACCUUGGUUAUAAUCAUUCAUUUGCUCAAAUAAUCUCUUUAUAUACUGUACACAGCGAGCACGGGAUUGAUCCCCGACGCCUGAUCAAUUCGGAACCCUGAGGAGUUGUGCAUGUCUUACGAGGUAACGUCGAAGGGAACAGAACUUCGGAGAUCAUCUGUGACAAAUGAAAAGGUAGAAAACAAAGCCCUUCUCUCAACAGUAGUCAACAGUGCUGAUCCCAUCUAAAGAUUCACUUUCAGUAAAAAUGCCUCAUUUUAAGUUGUAUGCUAGUUGAUACUGGAACAGAGCCUAGAUUUCUUUGGUGAUUUCCCCCCCC
This is a messenger RNA of Oncorhynchus mykiss (rainbow trout), 4876 nucleotides long. RefSeq names its product prolyl 3-hydroxylase 2. NCBI's taxonomy places the organism in Eukaryota, Metazoa, Chordata, Actinopteri, Salmoniformes, Salmonidae. Gene Ontology annotation, molecular function: iron ion binding; procollagen-proline 3-dioxygenase activity; L-ascorbic acid binding. The record is from RefSeq and is a predicted model, not a curated record. Gene Ontology annotation, cellular component: endoplasmic reticulum. Gene Ontology annotation, biological process: collagen metabolic process.